AGGUCGAAAUACUUGAAAAUAAAUAUUGCAAUCCGAAUGGAAAGCUGUGUGCAUUUAGUAUUUAAACUUUUCAGGACCUUUUAGGUUCUUUAAUUCCAAUGUUUACAUUCUGGAAUUCAUUUAUUUAUCGUGUUGUUGGUUCUCUGUUUACAAUGUUUAAUCUUUAGAAACAGGUUCGAUUUUGUAUUUAGUAACAGUACACAGGAAUUAAUGUCUGUUAGAUUAACAUAUAAUAAUGUAUAAACUAAAUCGUAGAAUGUUUCUGAAUAGAUAGGUGGGUAGAGCUCGUCCAAAAGUCACAACAAACCUCCCCCAAUCUCCUCCGAAUUACCACCUCCCCUCUUUCCUCUUCUAAAAAAGACCAAGAAAUAAAAAAGUAAAAGCGACGAUCUCUGGCAUCCAACCGAUCGAUUCUCGAGGCUCGUCCAGAAAUCACAACCGAUCUCCACCGAAUUACUUCUUCCUUCUCCCCACGUUUGCCCUCUGAAAAGGACGAAAAAAUAAAAAAAAAAAAAAAAAGGAACCGCCACGAGUGACGCAGCUGCGGCACCCGAGCCUCCAAUUGAAAGCGUCGAGAGCUGGUCCCGCGUCGUAACACCCAAACAGCCCCGUUGACCGACAUCCCCCGAAAAGCACGUGACUGGUAUUCCGUCGCGUCAGGACAUCGGUAAAAUCGCGAUAUGGGGUCCAGCUGGGACGAGGGCCGAGAGGAUCUCCCCUAAUAUCGUGCGCUGGCGAGGAAUAGAGCGUUCGCGCGGGGCGCCGUGGCGUCGCGGCGACAGGCUUGGAGCCAAUGCGCUGUGAAAAUGCCCGGGUGGGAAAGGGUGGAUCGGGGGUGGCGCGCAAGCGUCGUCGCGGGUAUCGACGCCUCGGCUCCCGGGCAGGGAAAGAAGCGGAAUCGGACGGUAGUAGUAAAGCCCAGCUCGGGUCGGCCGAGCGCAAAUCCGCGCACUCGGCGGCGACAGUCGCGUCUCGUACGUGUUCGUCGAGUUCUCGUUCGCGUCGCCGUGAGAAAACGGCGUUACACUUCAGUCAGGAUCAUGUGCUCGCCGCGAGGACGUCCUGGGAACGGGGCUCGUGUCUCUCAGUGAACAUCCUUGGUUCAGUUCGGUUUAUGUGUGUGAUCCUCUCUCGGUUUCCACGCUGCUUCCGUCCCCGUAUCUCUGCCGCCCUCUGUCGCGAACCGGACCAGGGGGGUUAAAAGUGGCGCGAGCGGACCCAGAUAGGAGACUGGCGGCGUUCGAGGCGCUGGUGCAUGAGAUCAGGAUGAUAUCGAGGAGCGAUAUAGCUACAUCGAUCCGCCAUCGAUAUCCUCGAAGUUACGAGCUCGUUAUCGAAGCGUUCACGUAAGAUCACGGGGGAGUUUGUGGUCGGAAGAGGAACGACAGCCUCCGGCAGGACUGGUACCGAGAGGAUAGGCAAGUGAUCCAGGUGGCGAAGGCGAACCGGGUGCGAGCUACCAGGAGAGCCUAGCACCUGGCUGCUCGAGGUUCUUGACGUGGGGGGUGACGGGUAACAGCACCUAAGGGCGGGUGGGGGGAUGCAGCUCGAAAGGGUGGCGGCAUGGAGGAGCACUCGCUGGAGGCUCACAUGCAGGCGGGCCUCAUCUGCGUGGUCGGUGUCGCCAUCAUCUUCUCGAAUCUCCUCAUCAUCGUCACCUACCUUAAUUUCCGUGGUCCCUCCGAGGUGAUAAACUAUUACUUGCUGUCUCUCGCAUCGGCGGACCUUCUUUGCGGUCUGCUGGUGGUUCCGUUCUCGGUGUAUCCAGCGCUGGAACGAAGAUGGGUCUACGGGGACUUCCUGUGUCGUCUCGUUGGUUAUUUGGAGGUUACUCUCUGGGCGGUAUCCGUCUACACCUUCAUGUGGAUCUCCGUGGAUCGUUACUUGGCUGUCAGGAAACCGUUGCGAUACGAGACCGUGCAAACGAAGACCCGAUGCCAAUGCUGGAUGGUUUUCACGUGGAUCAGCGUGGCGAUGAUGUGCUGUCCGCCGUUGCUCGGUUUCCAAAAGCCCAUUUUCGAUCGGGAGGCGUUCAUCUGUAUGCUAGACUGGGGGAACAUGGCCGCCUACACCAUCACCCUGUCGAUCCUCGUGCUGGGCCCGUCGGUCAUCACCAUCGUCUACACUUACUGCUACAUCUUCACGAUGAUGAGGCGGCUGCGAUCUGGCGUGCUGAUUCACGAUAAAGAGUACGCGACUGCCCUCUCGGAGAACUUGAGCAAUCCGAGUCACAUCAUGUCUUUCGUCCUGGUGAUGACUUUCUGGGUGUCCUGGGCACCGUAUGCCGGUCUUCGGAUAUACGCUGUCGUUAACGGACCGCCUCAGGUACCGUUUAUGCAAUUCGCGGUGGUGUGGCUGGGGGUGACGAACAGUUUCUGGAAAGCGGUGGUCCUGGCAACCCUGAGCCCCCAGUUUCGGCUGGCGGUUCGCGUCCUCUGUCUGACGCUGUGCUGCCGGCAGAGACGACUUCCGCCGGAGCUGCUCGGCCUCGACGACGACGAUUAAAAGCCAAACGCCUACGAGAACAAGAGGGAGACGCUUUUCUUUGCGCGCGAGAGUUCUACACGCGCCCCGUUCCUAGAGCAUCGCUUUUUAUCGCGGUUUCGGGGUCGUUCUCGCCGCCGUUACUCUCGGAGUCUUCUUCGAGGGCUGAGACUGAGAUUCUUUGUUCCGAAACGCGCCACGACGCUUCCGUUUGGAUUCCGCGUUCGACGAACAGAGACUGGGCAAACAUUUUUAUCCAUGGUGACAAAUUUCUUGUCACCAAUGAAACGUUGUUACUCAUUAUUCGAUGCUACUCGUGGGAGAAAUUCUGUGCUGUAGUACUUAUCCGAAGAAGGAGACGUGGUUGGGACUUUUUCCACAGGGAAUCUUAAUGAGCAAUCUGCAAUAAGCGUGGGAAUUUUGUAGAACAGACCGGCGCGAAUUUUAAUUGAAAUGAAAUGGAGAUACAAUUAUUUAAAAUAAUUUAUUUUGAUGCAACUAUUUGAUAACAAAUAUAUUACCGAAUGAUUUGAAGCGAUUUUAAAUAUUUGCCUUAUUUGCUACUUCAUCUUCGUUGCUUUAAAAUUUGAAAUCUCGAAUACAAUUUUGAAGAACAAUUUCACAAUUAUCUCGCAUAAUUAUGAAAUGAAAUAAUAUGUUAUAUUACUUCAAAUAAUUCAAAAUAAUAUUUCAAAUAAUCAUUUUGAAAGUGCUCAGGUCUGUCUUAGAACAACUUAUAACUUCGACAAACGUCGCAGUUCCAAUUACGAUGUGUUAAUUGAAGUUCUGAUCGACUGUUUGAUGGAACAAGUCUCUCUAAACAGUGUUCUUCUUUGUCAUCGAUUAUUCCAAUGAAAUUUUACUCCAUCUCUGUCCGUCGGUGGCGAAAUUCAACGGAAGAAACGAUUAAAUGCUCAUCGUUGAACUACCUGGCUCAGAAGCCAUCUCUUCUAAUCGUGGCUUUCGGCGGUAGCCGAUUUUAGACGCUUCGUAUGUCUCGCUUCGAUAAGAAUUUUUUCGAGCCUCGGGAAACACGCGUUCCUAACCGAGGGAAGUCGAACUCGAGGCUGCUCGCUCGAGUACAAUAAGUGAAUUCUCCUGAUCAACGAGAAAUCGAACGCUAUAAUAUGAUAAUAAGAUCGAGACUUCAAAGACUAAAUUUUAACGAUCAUUCUUGAUUCUAUUUGCGUGAACCAAAAGGUACCACCGACUUUUCUUCCUUCCUCUGGUGCUCUCCCUCAAUGAAUGUCUGAAGCAAACAAAAGUAAUCAAGUUUUAUGUUGUAACAUUUUGUAGUACUUACAUUACACAAUUGUUCGGUGGUAUUUAGUACACAAUACGAAAGAGCAAUUCAAGAGUUGCAAAGUGGUACAUAUAAUACAAAACCUGAAGACUUUUAUUCGAUUCAAAUAUUCGUUGAAAAGGAACAUAGAGAGAAGGUAGUAAAAUUGGAAGCAUCUUUCGGUUAAUCCUAAUAUUUAGACGAGUUCAAUCGAUUCCAUCGAAUCCUUUCGCGCGUACUUGUCUGAUACCUGUGUCGCUGAAACAAAUGAAACGGAGUGAAAUACGAAACAGA
This is a messenger RNA of Hylaeus anthracinus, 4060 nucleotides long. It is a transcript of the gene DopEcR, whose product is annotated as beta-2 adrenergic receptor. NCBI's taxonomy places the organism in Eukaryota, Metazoa, Arthropoda, Insecta, Hymenoptera, Colletidae. The coding region runs from base 1564 to 2505 and encodes 313 amino acids. The transcript is spliced from 5 exons. Gene Ontology annotation, cellular component: membrane. The record is from RefSeq and is a predicted model, not a curated record. Gene Ontology annotation, molecular function: G protein-coupled receptor activity; peptide binding. Gene Ontology annotation, biological process: G protein-coupled receptor signaling pathway.